Molecule: messenger RNA, 1812 nt
Organism: Arctia plantaginis
Lineage: Eukaryota; Metazoa; Arthropoda; Insecta; Lepidoptera; Erebidae
Source: the annotation of a GenBank genome assembly
AUGUGGGUGAUAUUUUUUACCAUAUUUUAUUUAUUUAAGUGUACUGAUGCCAGUAAUAAUACAUUUGUGUUUACGCCAAAAAUGGCGCAAGCUUGCAAAGAACAUAUUUGCAAAGACGGUUACACAUAUAAGACUAUUUAUAGGGUUGAUAACGAAGAAUUAAAAGAAAUAAGAAAGGACUCUGAUAUGGCUUUCGAAAUGCAUUUAGGUAUACAAGCUAUGAGUAAUGGUCAUAUUUUGUUGUCAUCUACUGAGAGACCUGGAUACAGCGAUCCUGUGUACGAAAUCGUUGUUGGCGGCGGUGGCAAUCGGUUUACGGAACUAAGACGUCACUUGAAAAGAGACGGCAAAGUAUCUGUCAAAACACAAAAUAUACUGUCUACAUUUGAGAUGAGAGGUUUUUAUAUCAAAAUUAGUCAAGAGGGUCUAGUAGAGUUCGGAAAGGAGGGUGAAGUUCUACCUAUAUUGUCGUACAACGACGUAAGCCCUCUUGAAAUUAAGUACUUUAGCUUUGCUGCUUGGUCGGGUGUUGAAGCAAAGUUCCUGUACGAUUGUCCUAUACCUACCAGCGGUGGAGGCGAAAUACCAGCAUCCUCUACAGAAAUUGACCAACAGAUUUCAAUGUCAGAUCGAUUGAAGAGGGAUAUCUUACUGUACAAGCUUCCUUGGAUACCUCCAAGUCCAACUAUGAACGUGAGAUUAGGGAUCAAAGUCACAAGUGUAAAAUACAAUGCAUUCAGCUCAAAACUAGUCACUGGAAUAUCAGGAGUCAUCAGCUGGACAGAUGACAGCAUGGCGUGGUACCCUGCAAAAUAUAAUGGAACGAAGCGUCUCAAAUUUCGGCAGGGACAAAUAUGGCAUCCUAAAUUUCAUGUCUUCAAUUCCAACGACCAGGAUAUACUUGAAGGAAGAAACUCAGAACUAAUUACAAUGGAAUCCAGUGGUGAGGCAACGUUUCAUUUUCAAACAAGAGUAUUAACGUGGUGCUAUUAUUACGGCGUCAGCAAAUGGCCGUCCGAUGAAUACGACUGUUCAAUAGUUAUUCAACCAUGGGAGGUUCACGAUAAAAUCACAAUCAAUAUUAUGGAGCCCUAUGACAAUAAGAUGCAAAUCUUUUCAGACAUGGAUGCAACAGUGAGAAACGAAUGGGAAACAAGCACAAAUCAGUUAGUGAUUACACCCACAACAUGGGAUUCGGUUUACUUACCGAAUGACAACCUAACUCAUCAGAGCGAUAGGCUCAUCAUCAAAUUGAGUCUUAGGAGAUCAGCUACACCUUAUAACAUCGUAUUCUAUACACCUUUAUUAGUGUUGGUAAUGUUUGUUCUCUUAUCCUUUUGGAGCGAGCCUCUGACUAUGAGCAGAGUCUGGUACUUCGCCGGAUGCAGCAUCAUCGUAUGUAUGGGUCUCUGUUACAUCGACUACUUGAUACCAUGUCACAACAUGCCUUCUAUUUUGGUCCUCUACACCGUUGUUUUGGGAGGUGUACUCUUAGCAUUGUUGAUACAAGUUCUGCUGAUAACCACGACUAUGGAGAAAAUAUGCAACUCAGACACCAUGCAACGGGUAUUCACAGGGCGCAUCUUUCGAUUCAUAUUUUGUUUACCAGCUUACAAGGUACUUGUUAAUGGAAGUUACAUUAUCCAAGAAGACGAAGAGCCAACCUCAACCAGAGGUUCAGACGUAGAAGAGAUGGAGAGUGAGACCCAGAGAACAUAUUGUGAUAAAAGAGAACUAGCGGAAGUUAUUGAUAGAGUAAUGUUUAUUGUCUAUUCCAUUACUUUUGCUGUUAUGUUAGCGGAUCAUUUUUAA